Rhinichthys klamathensis goyatoka is the source of this 1021-nucleotide messenger RNA. It is a transcript of the gene cplane2, whose product is annotated as ciliogenesis and planar polarity effector 2. Gene Ontology annotation, molecular function: GTPase activity; GTP binding. Lineage: Eukaryota; Metazoa; Chordata; Actinopteri; Cypriniformes; Leuciscidae. The coding region runs from base 49 to 807 and encodes 252 amino acids. The transcript has 5 exons. The record is from RefSeq and is a predicted model, not a curated record.
AUAUAAAGCACAAUGGUCUCUUCAUUUAUAUAAUUUAUCUAAAUUAAAAUGUCUAUCCCACCUGGAUCCAUAAUCGUGUCGGACUGGUACCACUGUGCAGACAGCAGAGAGUUUUUCAUCAAAAUACUGCAUAAGACGAGAUGGCGAAAGUUUGGGCUCUUGGAGGCGCCAAUGAUGCCUCCUCAUAUGAAUGUGGACAUCGUUCGCUACAAGGUUCUUAUCUCUGGUAAAAGUGGAGUUGGGAAGAGCGCUCUUGCUGCCCGUCUCGCUGGCCUCGAACUACCCAAAAUGCAUUAUGAGACCACAGGCAUAGAGACAACUGUGGUCUUCUGGCCUGUAAGACUAAAGGACAGUGGGCGUGUGCUGUUUUUCCGCUUUGAGCUUUGGGACUGUGGGGAAAGUGCCAUGCGAAGAUUUGACCACAUGUUACCGUCAUGUAAGGAACAGGUGGAUGGCAUCCUUUUCCUGUUCUCCUUCACUGAUCGUGGCUCCUUUGAUGAUCUUUCAAAUCAGAUAUCACGCAUCACAGAAUCUUCAGAUCGAGUGGUUAAAUUGGUGGUUGGCACCAAAUUUGACUUAUUUAUGCACACAGACGUGACAGAGAGUGACAUAGCACAUUUUCAAGAGGUGUGGGGUCUUCCGGUCUUCCGAGUGGGAGGUGAUGUGAGUGCGGGGCUUGGUGAAGUAGCACCCCUCCUAAAUGCUCUUGCAGAAAAUCUGUGGCAUCAGGACUGCAUUGCUGCUUCAACUGUCUCCAUCUCCCCACAGGCUGCUCUUAGAGAAACAGGCUCAGAGAUCAUUGUAUAGCUUGUAUUGUAGAUAAAUUUCAUAUGUAUUGGUUAGUAUAAGGCAAAAUUCAUGGAUGGACUAUGCUGCUAUGGAAAUACCCAAUUACUUGAAAUAUUUUUUGGUUUCUAAAUGCCUACAAGUUUAUUAGCCAUUUCAGUCCAGUGACAAGUGCAAAUAUCUGUGAGACAAGAAAUAGUCUUUUAAAUGGUGAUAGAAAAAUGUCACAAAAUUA